GACACGUGCACAAGAAGUGGGCUCACCGACAUGUAAGAAUGUGAGCUUUGUUCUGAUUAGUGGGCGACCAAAAGGGGUGUGAUUUUCUCAUGAUUUUUUCCGCUGGCUCCAGUCCUGCUGCAGGGGGGGCAGAGGGAUGGAGCGGGGAGAGCCACAAUAGUCUGAGGUAAAGUCAAAAACAUCGGAUACUGUACCCGAAAAGGCCGAAAUUCAACGCGUUAAUACCUCCAAAGCGUUGUCAUUACAGGUGUCGUGUGUGGCAGGUGUUUUCACCUAGCUAGCUAGCAUGCAUUCCUCACUCAGCCGCGUUAGCUAGCUUAACCUUUGACCUGAAUUCUGUGAUAAAAGUGGGUAAAAAAAUAAAUAAAAUAAAAACUAAUAUUUAACUAAUGUCACCCUGAAAUACAUGUUUAUCUGUAAAGUUCAGGUAAAUUUAUUCUGAAUUUAUUUGGACACCAUGGACGUCUGCGCUAAACCUUUGUGCUACGAGCUCCUGGCUGAAGUCGGGGAAGGCUCCUACGGUAAAGUGUUCAAAGCCAGAGAGGCGGGGCAGAAACAGCGCCUCCUGGCGGUGAAGAAAUUCAAGAUCCGCAGUGACGCGUCAGAAACCGGGAUCCCUCCCGUCAUGAUCCGCGAGGUGGCGCUGCUGCGUAAAAUGAAGUAUUUCAAUCAUCCCAACAUAGUCAAGCUGUUGGAUGCAUCUGUUGUACCAGUGGGCAGGAGUUUGGACCUCACUCUGGUGUUGGAAUACAUUGACCAAGACUUGUCCACCUACCUGUCCAAGGUUCCUGUGUCUGGAUUGAGCCGUGACUGUAUCAAGGAUGUGAUGCAGCAGCUGCUGCGAGGAUUGGACUUCCUGCACACCAACAUGGUGGUGCACCGAGACCUGAAACCAGAAAACAUCUUGGUCAGUAGCCGCGGAGAAGUCAAGAUUGCGGACUUUGGACUGGCACGCAUCUACACCUUCAAUAUCGCUCUCACUCCAGGUGUGGUGACACUGUGGUACAGAGCACCCGAGGUGCUGCUGAACUCCGUUUACAUGUCCUCGGUGGACAUGUGGAGCGCCGGCUGCAUCUUCGCCGAGCUCUUCCUCUUGAGACCGCUGUUUCAGGGAUACACAGAGGCACAGCAGCUGCAAAAAAUCUUUGAGGUGAUUGGUUUGCCCGACGAGGAGGACUGGCCCCAGGACAGCCCGAUCUCAUACUCUGUCAGCUGGGGGCCGAAGGGCUCCUGCACCAAGCUGCUGCCCAGCCUGAGGCCAGACGAGAAGGACCUCCUGUCUCAAUGUUUGACAUUCAGGCCGACCGGUCGCAUCACAGCCGCCAAAGCCCUGGCUCACCCUUUCUUCACGAAGCUCUGAAGAGGGAAACUUCAGCUGCUCCUCUUCCCUCCUCCGCCCACACUGUCAGCUCUGCUAACGAGUCCCGUGCCAUGAAACCCACCGUGCGCACCAGCAUCGUGAGUGUUCAGCUGUGGCCCGCUUUCGGGGUUGCACCUUCUGAACAUCUGUGAAGAGAAAGAACCACAUUAUGCCCGGCUGGCUUUGAUGGCACCAAAUCGAAUUCCAAAAUAUUCAUUCAGAAGACAAAAUCUGAGACAUUUUUGGAGGAUUUGUCCCUGAUGGUUAAAUUUGGCCCUCAUAUGAGCAGAGUAAAAGUAUUUUGUUAUUUGAUUUAUGUAAUGUAGCACUUCUUUGUUGUUGUUGAAUGUUACUAGUAAAAAUAAGGGGAUCCUGUUCUGCUGCAAACUCCUCCUGACCCUAUUAUGGAUGACCUUUGAGUUUAUGAGUUGGUUUAUGUUGUUUAAGAAAAAAAUAAGCUCUUUUUGUUGUUGUUGUACACUUAGACACAUUUGUGAAGGUAUUUAUGGUGUAAUCACUGGAUCAGAUUACACCUGUGUUCAUGUUUGUAUUGGCAGAUCACACAGGAUAUUUUUUCUACAUGUUUUAAUGCUGUUCAUUCGAGAAGCAUUUCUAUAAAUAAUUGUCCCCCA
Scatophagus argus is the source of this 1992-nucleotide messenger RNA. It is a transcript of the gene cdk21, whose product is annotated as cyclin-dependent kinase 21. The coding region runs from base 458 to 1360 and encodes 300 amino acids. The record is from RefSeq and is a predicted model, not a curated record. The transcript is spliced from 7 exons. NCBI's taxonomy places the organism in Eukaryota, Metazoa, Chordata, Actinopteri, Scatophagidae. Gene Ontology annotation, biological process: signal transduction; regulation of G2/M transition of mitotic cell cycle; protein phosphorylation. Gene Ontology annotation, cellular component: cytoplasm; nucleus; cyclin-dependent protein kinase holoenzyme complex. Gene Ontology annotation, molecular function: ATP binding; cyclin binding; cyclin-dependent protein serine/threonine kinase activity.